CGCUUUUGACAUUACGUGCAAGGAAUUCUCCAAGUGGAUAUAUAUAAAGCUGGUAUUGAAACUCUCUCUGACGACCACAAAAAAGUUUAGUGCAAUGGAGACUCAGAGCACCGCCUCCGCCUCCGCCCAAGAACCACCCAGGAGUGUAAUUGGUGGAGCCAACAGUAUCGGGAGCAAAGCAAUUUGCAGUUGCGGCGAAGGGUAUACAUGUGUGAUCACUAGGACCCAAGGACCUGAUGCCGGGAAGACCUACAAUUGCACCGGAGACUGCGUUUGUGUUCUAGGCGAGAAUGCGGAUGGAGACUCAAAGGAGAAGCUAGAAAGACUUAAAGCGACCGGUGGUGCAUAUUGUGAGUGUGGUGAAGGAUGGAGCUGUGUGAUAACGAAGGUUGGAUCUGGUGCAGGUAAGCCAGCCUUUGAAUGUGCUGGAGAUUGCACGUGCGUUACUACGGCUUAAGCUGUUAUAGGAGUACGCUUGUUGAUUGUAUUAAAUGAAUAAAUGGCUACUAUAUAAGCUCUCUUAAUACAUUUUGGUUUGUAUUUUUGGCAAUAGUUGAACUUUUUGUAUUGUAAGUGAAGUCUACUGUUAAGUUUGUGUGUACUUCUCUUUUCAUGUCUGAUAGGAUUUUUUAUAUUUAUGGACUUACUCAGAAUUGGACUA
This is a messenger RNA of Jatropha curcas, 661 nucleotides long. RefSeq lists its product as hypothetical. Lineage: Eukaryota; Viridiplantae; Streptophyta; Magnoliopsida; Malpighiales; Euphorbiaceae. The record is from RefSeq and is a predicted model, not a curated record.